CCACUAGAAAUGUGCCAACCCCGUCGCCGCCCCCGUCCUCCUCCUCCUCCUCCCCUUCCGCUUCCGCCCCUCCCAAAUCCCCCAGACCUGACGCGUUGGAGCGCCGAUUCGCGGCUCGCGGCUGCUUGAUUCGACCGGGCUCGUCGUCCCCGCCGGUGAUCCGCGGGGGAUGGGGUACCUGAGCACCGUGAUCGGCCACCCCACCGACGGAUCGCCCGUCAGCGGCGGCGGCCUCAGCCAGAAUGGUAAAUUUAGCUAUGGUUAUGCAAGCUCCCCUGGUAAAAGGGCUUCCAUGGAAGACUUCUAUGAAACAAAGAUUGACUGUGUUGAUGAUCAGAUAGUUGGCCUUUUUGGAGUUUUUGACGGUCAUGGUGGGGCUAAAGUAGCAGAGUAUGUUAAAGAAAACCUGUUCAGCCAUCUUCUUAGGCAUCCAAAGUUCAUGAGUGAUACCAAAGUCGCUAUAGAUGAUGCUUAUAAAAGCACCGACAGUGAAUUCUUAGAAUCUGACAGUAGUCAAAAUCAAUGUGGGUCUACUGCAUCAACUGCUGUUCUUGUCGGUGAUCGUCUCUUUGUCGCAAAUGUCGGGGACUCUAGGGCUAUCAUAUGCAGGGGUGGAAAUGCUGUUGCUGUUUCAAAAGAUCACAAGCCUGAUCAGACAGAUGAGCGGCAGCGUAUUGAAGAUGCUGGAGGUUUUGUGAUGUGGGCAGGAACAUGGCGUGUUGGUGGUGUACUUGCAGUUUCACGCGCUUUUGGUGACAAACUCUUAAAGCAAUAUGUAGUUGUGGAUCCGGAGAUCCGAGAGGAAGUUGUCGAUGACACACUUGAGUUUCUCAUCCUUGCAAGUGAUGGGCUGUGGGAUGUGGUCUCUAAUGAGGAAGCUGUCGCCCUGACCAGAUCCAUUCAGGACCCGGAAGAAGCUGCAAAGAAGCUCCUGCAAGAGGCCUACAAGAGGGAGAGCAGUGACAACAUAACCUGUGUUGUCGUGCGCUUCUUGCACGGGCAAGGUAGUAGCGGAUAUGCUUAAAGCAAAGCAGUAAAAGUACCCUAUGCCGUGUGUGCUAUGAUAUAGAUGCGUUGAUUGAUGGUUCCAAGGUUAAAUGGAGAAAUGGUGAAGCUAGGAUACGUGUAUCCUGUUGACUAAUGGGAGUUACCGGGAAAUGUGUGUACCUUAUUAGGUUAAACAAUAAGUUUGCUGGCGGCUGUUCACCGUAGUUUCGUGGCAGUGGAUGGAUGUGGGGUCUGACGAUAGUGUUGUAUUGUUGUGGAAAAAAACACGAUAUGUGGAGACUUUUGAUCGUCUCCAUCAGUUUCCACUUUUGGAAGUGAAUUGCUGCAGACAUUUUCUUUCA
Messenger RNA from Panicum virgatum (switchgrass), 1349 nucleotides. Its product is annotated as probable protein phosphatase 2C 45. Gene Ontology annotation, molecular function: cation binding; protein serine/threonine phosphatase activity. Bases 170 to 1024 code for a protein of 284 amino acids. The record is from RefSeq and is a predicted model, not a curated record. The transcript has 8 exons. Gene Ontology annotation, cellular component: nucleus; cytosol. NCBI's taxonomy places the organism in Eukaryota, Viridiplantae, Streptophyta, Magnoliopsida, Poales, Poaceae. Gene Ontology annotation, biological process: protein dephosphorylation.